AUGAUGUCAUUGAAGGAGAAGGAAAAUAGAGAAGUAAAUGUUGGAGAAAUGGAGAGUAUGUUACGGUUGGACCAAGCUGAUGAGGGUGGCAAAGAGGGGCUAGAAGAAGAGCAAGACGAAGAAGGUGACGAUAGAAUACUGAACAAACUAGCUGAUGAAGAUAAGCAUGAUGCAGUUGAUGCGGCAUCAAUGGCUAUAUCUAUUGAUCAGCAAAAAAACGAAACACACAAAGUACUUGAAGGGAAUGGAGUGGAAGAAGGGGGAGAAGGGGGAGAAGAAGAAGAAGAAGGAGAAGAAAGGGACAAGGACGAUAUGGGGAAUGGACUAUUAGCGAGUUUGGCGACUGACAUUGAGAAAUAUCAGAAAAAAGUCCAGUUGAAAAAGCAUUUGGAAGACUCUGUUGGCAAGGAAAUCAUUGAGAAUUUGAAUAAAGAAAGAAAGAGAAAAGUGGAGCCUGAGAAUUCUGAGAAAGAAAUACUCAUUGAUGAUAUAGAAGACGAAGAAGAAGGGGAAGAAGGAGGGGACGAGGAAAACGAUUCUGAUUCAAAGAGGAAGAAAAGAAAGCUCGAUGGGAAGAAGCACGUAAAGUGGACCAAAGCCGAAAAUGAUGCCGUUGUAUAUUACAAAGAAGAACUAAAAUACUCUUGGAAGAGGAUUGCCAAAAUGCUCGACAAUAGACACACAUGGCAGUCAAUUCAAAUGCGGUAUUUGAGAAACUACAAGUCAAGGAAUGAGGAGUGGUCCAAAUAUAUGGAAACCAGGCUUAUUGAUGCGAUUCGUAAGGAUUGGGAAAACAGAUGGUUCAGAGUAGCUAAAAGUUUGGGUAAAGACUUUACAGCUGAAAGGUGUAUGUCCAAAAACAUUGAGAUUUGUAAGAAGGUUGAUACACCAUAUUACUCCAGUAUUUUUGAAAAAAAGGACAUUCAGGUAGGUUAUGAAAACCCAAAUAACGAUAUUAGGGACGAGGAGGCCCACAAGAAGCUAAUGCUUGUUUACAUGGGUCUCGAUUCUAUUUCCUAUGAGGACGAACUCCAAGAUAAAGGAGCAGAAGAAGCCACCACCGACGACAGUGUCAGUAGUACUACACAACAAUCCCGGAAUACAGAGAGUUCACAGAAAGUAACGGAUCCAACAGAUUCUACAGAGUCAACCGUGAUGCUCUCAGCGAAGCAAGUUGAUGGAGAACAUUCAGGAGAACCCCAAGUGUCAGUAGGGUUGAUUGAGGGAGAUAGUGGCACCAAACAUCAACAAGAUGAAUAA
Pichia kudriavzevii is the source of this 1260-nucleotide messenger RNA. RefSeq lists its product as uncharacterized. Lineage: Eukaryota; Fungi; Ascomycota; Pichiomycetes; Pichiales; Pichiaceae. The record is from RefSeq and is a predicted model, not a curated record. Bases 1 to 1260 code for a protein of 419 amino acids. The transcript has a single exon.